Corticium candelabrum is the source of this 924-nucleotide messenger RNA. Its product is annotated as tRNA pseudouridine synthase-like 1. Gene Ontology annotation, molecular function: pseudouridine synthase activity; RNA binding. The coding region runs from base 55 to 906 and encodes 283 amino acids. Lineage: Eukaryota; Metazoa; Porifera; Homoscleromorpha; Homosclerophorida; Plakinidae. Gene Ontology annotation, biological process: tRNA pseudouridine synthesis. The transcript has 8 exons. The record is from RefSeq and is a predicted model, not a curated record.
CACCUGCCUUAUUUAGACACGUGUUUAGACUUUGUAUUCUAGGAUAAGGACGUCAUGGUGAGGUAUUUGCUCGGUUUCGAGUAUGUCGGCACUGCUUUUAGGGGUGCGUCACGUGUUGCAUCGGACUCGUCGAUUCCUGCAGUGCAGAAUGUCUUGGAGUCUGCUCUGGUAAAGCUCAAUCGCGCACAAGCUGUAAGGACAGCGCUGUCUAGUCGAACUGAUGCGGACGUUCAUGCGUUGUGUAAUACAAUGCAUGUGGAUAUAGACAGAGGAGUAGACAAGCCAGCUUAUUCACCUGAAACCAUUAUGAAUGCAGUAAAUCAUUACAUGAGAAAGGCAUAUCCCGUAAGAGUGCACACUGUCUACAGAGUUCCUGAUAAUUUUCAUGCAAGAUAUUUUGCCACUGGUCGAACAUACGUUUAUAGAAUUUCUGCCAACUGCAAGUUUCUGACUGUAUUUGAAAGGCAUAGAAGCUACAGCAUUCCUCACAGGUUGGAUGUAGAUGCAAUGAAGAGAGGAGCUGAGGUGUUUGUUGGGCUUCAUGAUUUCACCACAUUCUCUCGGGAGUCGGCGAAGACCAACAUGUGGAAGACAAUGGAAAGAGCAGAGGUGAGGGAUGGACGUGGAUAUGCUAUUCCAUCUUGCGAUGAUGAGACUCAAUAUAUUGAAUUGGAAUUUAAAUCCAAGUCGUUUCUCUACCACCAAGUUCGGUUGAUGACUGGUGCUCUUGUGGAUGUAGGCUCUCACAAGAUCUCACCAGACGAACUACGAAUACAACUCAAAGCUUGUUCUAGACGUUUGCCUAUUCGAAUGGCUCCUGGUUAUGGACUUUACUUGACUAAUGUCAGUUACAGUAAUCAUGAUAUAGUUUAUGGUACAGUGAGCAGUCACUUGGGACUGACUUAGAACAGAGAACUUACUCCA